Molecule: messenger RNA, 5351 nt
Organism: Betta splendens (Siamese fighting fish)
Lineage: Eukaryota; Metazoa; Chordata; Actinopteri; Anabantiformes; Osphronemidae
Gene: elf1
Product: E74-like ETS transcription factor 1
Exons: 9
Coding region: 1291-3192 (633 amino acids)
Biological process (GO): cell differentiation; regulation of transcription by RNA polymerase II
Cellular component (GO): nucleus
Molecular function (GO): DNA-binding transcription factor activity, RNA polymerase II-specific; sequence-specific DNA binding
Source: RefSeq, a predicted model, not a curated record
CUGUCGUUGGCUGUAAUUUGGUUUUACGGCUUGAAAGCGGCGCGAGUGGGAGGACGCUGCUGGCUGAUUCAGGCUGCGAUGCUCUUUCUAGCUGUUGGCAGUAAACCUGUGCUGUGACAUGUUAGUGUUGGUAUGAAUGUAAACACACCAGGGAUGGGCCCGUGAAGAUGCAGCUGCAAUACACAGUUUACAUACACUUUUUUUCUCUUACAAGUAACAGAAGACCUCCUGUCUGUAUCCAACACCUGUGGGAAACUUACUAAAAUAUAUACAUAGAGUUAGCGUUUCCAGCGAAGUCAUGCAUCAACUGCUCCCACACAGCAGCCAAAACAACAGCGGUGUCAGGAUGAAGCAUUUCAAAUAUGUCUACAGGAAAGGAAUCAGCAGGGCAGUCUGAGGCAGCGUGCACACAUGCACAGACCUGUGGGGCUUUCACGCUCACCUUUUGUCUGGUUACCUUGGAAUCAUUUGCAUUUUAUGUAGUAUACGUUUACUUCUGUUGCCAACAAAUAAAGGGCCAAUUCGUAGUUUGUAUAGUUUGUUGUGCAUUCAGCCAUCGUGACUUGAGGUGGAACUGAGGCUACUGUUAGAGGCAGGUUACAAGCCGUAUUAAAGAACGCGCCGUCCCUGAAUGUGCCGUCAGCCGGCAGCUUUGUGCGUAAAGUAUGACUGCACUGCUUUCAGGGACCUGGUUGCACUCGUCACCGUCCAGAUGCUUGGAGGAUAAAGGCUCAGCAUCAAAUCUGCACACACCACGUCGCUCUGUGAUGUUCGAGGGUGCAGAUGUUGUUUUCUACACACUUUGCUGCAACUUCCUGUCCUGUUUUCACAACUUCUAUGGUUCUUUGUAUGUGUGACAUGUGGCUUGUUGCCACACAUUAGAAAUAGGCUGUUGGUGGUAGAUUUGAGAAAGAGGCUGCGCAUUUUAAAACAUGCUUCUCUGUGGCAAAACCCAGCUUUGGAUCUCUUUUAGAUUAUCAGGCCAGGUGGGAUGUAACGUGAUGCAUUUUGAAGGAUUUAAUGUGAUUUCUGGAUUUGGCCGGUGUAGAUGCUCCAGGCGCAGCGGGGACCCCGCCUCCGCGUCAGAGAGGGACGAGGCUGCUCGCGCCUGAAACCCGGCUCGCCGACCCCCGUCCCGCGGGCCUAGCCGCUCACCUUAGAGGCACGGGAGGAACCGGAGGGCUCACUGCGACGCCACGCCACGCGGAGCCUCUGCCCGUGCAGAGAAGGAGCUGGAGAAGUGGUAGCGGGAUACUUGCGUCUGCCCCCCGACCUCUGAACUCCGCCACCAUGACGACCGCGGUCCAGCCCAGCGAGCUUGUGUUCGAGUUUGCCAGCAAUGGGAUGGAUGAGAUUAACCAGCUGGACGACCCGUCGGUGUUUCCGGCGGUGAUCGUGGAGCACGUGCCUGCCGCCGACCUGCUGCAGGUUUACUCGGGCCUGGAGUCCGACGAGGUGACCAACGGCAUCAUGGUGGACACCUCCCACGUGGCGGAGGAGUCGUCGAUCCUGGUGGGAGGCGUGGACCUCUCAGAAACCACAGUACCCGGCGGAGAGGACAGCAUGGAGACCAACGAAGCGGCAGCAGCUCUGCUCAACAUGGAGUCUCCAAACAACAUUUUGGAUGAGAAGCGAAUGCUUCACACUUAUGGCGCUCUGCUGGAGUCGGACCUGACAUACGUCCCGCUGAGGCCAGAGCAGAUGGACACCGAUGCCCUUGACAUGUCGCCAGAUGAAGACACUUCAUCUAUGGAUGAGAUUCCAAAGUGUCCUCUAAAGCCGCAGAAGAAAAACAAAGUGCGGAAGCCGCGGGCGGUUCGCCCCUGCUCUCCCAUCACCACGCCCAACCUGCCACUGAGGAAGAAGAGCAAAGAGGGCAAAGGCAACACCAUCUACCUGUGGGAAUUCCUGCUGGCUUUACUGCAGGAUAAAAACACCUGUCCCAAAUACAUCAAGUGGACACAGCGGGAAAAAGGCAUCUUUAAACUAGUUGACUCCAAGGCCGUUUCGAAGCUGUGGGGCAAACACAAGAACAAGCCUGACAUGAACUAUGAGACCAUGGGCCGAGCGCUCAGGUACUACUAUCAGAGAGGCAUCCUGGCUAAAGUGGAGGGGCAGCGCCUGGUCUACCAGUUCAAGGAGAUGCCGGCCGACCUGGUCGUGAUCGAGGAUGAGGAGACGGGCUCCGAUACCAACACCAGCUACGGCAACCAGCGGUCCAGCAACGGGCGCUCGGCGGUCCGCGGGGGGUCCAAAGGGCACGGCCGGGCCCACGGCCAACAGGCGUCGGCGAGGCAGCUGAAGAAGGAGCCCGUCGACGAAGGCCUGUACUCGGAAACGAACGGACAGGCCGAGCAGCUCCUUCAGUCGGUUCACAUGAUGCAUGGAUCGGAUCCAGCGCACGCUAUGAGGGCCAUGGCCGCUCCCGCAUCAGUACCAAUGGUCCUGACGCCCUCCGGCUCCAUCCAGACGCUUCCCCUCACCACGGUUCUGGCUAAUGGGGACUCCAGCCACUCGCCGCCCCGGGUCAUCCUCCACACCGUGCCGUCCACCACGGCGGGCGGCAAGGACGUGCUCACCAUCCAGACGGCGUCUCUCACGGGCGGCGCCGGCGGCCUGCAGGACGGCCUGCCGCAGCAGCUGCUGGUCACCGCCGUGUCGUCCUCGUCCCCCUGCGCCUCCCCUCCAGGAGUCAUUAGCUCCACCGCCUCCGGCCUCAACGGCCUCCCCCGCCUGGUCGCCAUCAACGCCUGCGGGCAGACCAUGGUGGCGCAGCAGCCCGGCACCGUCAUUGCCACCGUGCUCAAAUCCGGCGACCUCUCGGGGCUGCAGGUCAAGGAGGAGAUGCUGGACGGCAGCUACUUCCAGUCGAUGGUGAACGGCGACCCGGCGCUGGUGCCGCACGCCUUCGAGAAGGAAGAGAUCGCGGCCGGGGAGGCGGAGCUGCAAUAUAGGACGGUGAUCAUUGGUACCAAUCACGGCCACGGGGCUGCGGGCGCGGCGAUAAUUAAUGGACAUUCCUCCCAGAGCAGCAGCCCCAGCGAGGGCCUGACCCCCGUGGAGGAGCUGGAGGUGCGCGGGGAGAUGUCCCUGCAGCCCGAGCAGGGCAUCAAAGGCCUGCAGGAGCUUCCGCUGUCUGUGCAGCUGCCCGCAAACUUUAUCCAGAUAAAGUCGGAGCCUGCGGAGGCUUAGGCCCGCGGGACUCCCUCGCACACGAUGAACCAAAAAACAACCCAUCCUUUUUUUCCUUUCCGCCACAACAGUUGACGUUUUCUUUUACCAACCGCAGUGAUCUGAUCAAAGAUCUGACCGAGGCAUCUCGAAGCCUGUUGCUCUUCAUGGUUGGACUCAGGAUUUAUUGUUUACUCACAUAUUUUGUGACCAUGUGCCUAAAAAUCAAGGGAGUGUUUAAUAGUUUUUCUUUUUCUAGGAACUCACUUUUCACGUUCAGGAUUAUAACGUGUAGACACAAACCCCAACCCACACGGACACAGACACUCAAGGACGUCUAUAUAUAUAAAAAAACUGCAUAUAUAACAAACCUCUCCCCUUUAAGGAGGACAGCCAUCGGAUAAAGCAGGGAUCCCGUCUACCAAAUGUGCCAGUUAGUAAAUAUAGACUUCAUGCCAAAUGGGUGUAUAGAAUGGAUGAAUUUUUAAAACGCGGGCCAUUUUUCCCCCGGGAUGACGUGAAAGGACACACAUCUUAGAGUUUAACUGAGUGCCUUACAGGAAGUUCACACAAGUGAAGAAUUUCUUGGAAACAUCUGGAGAAAGCUGAAAAAAACGGAAUGGCUCCGCAGACUUAUUACUCACUUAUUUUCAUAUAAACAAAAAAAAAAGGUAUGCGUUCAAUCACGCCACUGGCCCUAAAGCACUGCGUUACUAUGGAAAUGGGCAUUUUCUGUCCACCAAGGACAAUCCAACAUCAAACCGUUUGUAUGGAGCAGCAGACUGGAGGAGAUAGGGCGGCACAAAUGGAGGCAACGAUUACGCAGGGUAAAACAGAUAUUAUCAGCCUCUGCUUCAGAGGCCUCGAGGUUUAAAGCCUGUUUAUAUGAAAUGGAAUAUAUAUGAAUCUAUACAUAAAUAUAUAAAUAUACAUCUAAUAUACAAUUGAGGUUCAAUUUUUAGGCCACAGCAAAUUUAUUUAUUUUGUGAAUUUCUAAAUUCUGUACAAAAAGGCACAUAUGUCAUCUAUUUACAUGUGUGAACAUGUAAUAUACAAAGAAUAUGAGCGUUAAUACCACAAAGCUUAUUUGGCUUUUUUUUUUUUUUAUACAACCAGCAUUUUUCUAUUUGAUAGCUUUCCAUAUAAUCAGCUUUAGUAUCUCCUCGUGUUUUGGACUCGAGUGCUUAGAGAAGCAUCAAUAUUCCAUCAUUAUAUUCUCUUUGUAGACUGUAGAUGUUCUCUGUUGUGUCUGAUUUAAGCAUGUACUGAAUGUGCUUUGGUUCUCUCCUUUUCAGUGGACAUACCUCUUUGCGUUUUUCCAGCAGUCAGGCUUUCGCGACUGCAUUCACAAAUAUUGUGUUCUGUGUACUGCGCUGAAUAUCAGAUGUUGCAGCCAGUCAGUCUUUUGAAAUCGUAACUCCGGAUUCUUUUUAGUUAUUUGGUACAAGGACGUACCAGUGGUGCCUUUAAAGCCCCUCUGAGUUUCUCCUACUCUCUCCUUGCCUCCUUUCCUCUUGCCUUGUGUCCUCCUCGCUCACAACUCCUGUCCCACCUUGCUUCCUUUCCUGUGUCCUCGCCCUCGUCCCUCAGGCCAGCGGUGUCUCUGCCUUCUUUAUUUGCUGCCCCACUUUGUUAAGAACCUCUUAGGCCAGCCGUCCGAUUGGCCCCUCGGUUCUGCUGGGGAUGAAGCCAUAUUGAUCCUGAGUGGCAUCGCAGCUAAAUUGGUUGUUUUCUCCGCCCGGACUGCAGCUGCAGAUUGAGGACAUUCAGACUUGCUGACCUCCAUCUGCUCUGGAACCUGAGCACAGGAGUUAAACGCUGCCUCUCGCCCCACAUCAGCCAAAGGCCGCUGCAUCCGCAAAGACAAUCUGAAUGUAUAGUCAUUGUUUAGGCACACGCUCAUGCAAAGAUCUGACAAUCAGUAAUUACACUGGGUUACGUUUGCGUUUCAGCCUUUCAGCCUUGUAGUGAGGUUUGCUGUUUGGUUUAUUGCUUUGGAUUAUAUACUCUGUUUUACCUUCCAUGCCUUGUUCCUCAAAGCACUGUGAGAUGUUGGACCUGCCUCUGUUUUGUUGCUUCCUUUGUCCUGGGUUGUGAGUGGCCGUUCUUAUACUGAAUAUAGAAUAGAUUUUUAAGAAAAUGUCUGUGUACUAAUUAAAAACCAACUCUUCUUUACCGAA